UUAAGCCAUGCCUUGCCUUGCCUUGUGGUUCUUCUACUCUGUCUGAGACUCUCCUCCUCCUCCUCCUCCUCCUCCCUGGCUAGCUACUACCUAGUAGUGGUCUUUCCUUUCAUUUCACAUUUCAUAUUUCAUAUUUCAUAUUUCAUAUAUAGGCAGCAGCAGCAGCAGCAGCAGCUGGUGUCUGGUAUAUGUUAGUAGCGUACCAUAACCAUUGGGAAGUAGAGUAGAGAUGCAAAGUCCCCCUGCAAACUGCAUCCAAUCUUUGCUUUACUUUCUGUCCAUUCUUAGCUGUUUAUGAAGGUCAACCUUAAUUUCAUAUGCUUCCUUUCACUCUCUCUUUCUCUACCAGGCUACCAGGCUACCAGGCUAACAGCUGCUCACUCUCACUUCAAUUUCAGUUCAAAACUUUUGCAUAUAAAUAUAUAGGAGGAAAGGAGUGAUCCAACUUUUUAUGUGAUCCUGUAAUUCCUAGCUAAGCUACGUUCUCCUUCCUUAACCUCAGCUGAAACAUUUUUCAUCAAGUGGCAGGCAGACAUUUCUUCUUCUCUUGAGUCUUGAGUCUUGAGUCUUGAGUCUUGAGUCUUGAACCUUGAGGUAUACAAACCAGCAAUUAUAUUUUUUUAAUGCUGAUUUAGGAACCCUCCCUUUUGUUGUCUCUCUCAUCCACCUCUUCUUUGUAUAGUAUAGCGUAUCCAAAUUCCAAGUCCCUGUUUUAAAAUGGCGGUUUUAGAUGCUAUUUCGGGUCUCUUUUGUUGAGCAGGAGCAGAGCAUGUGGUUUUUGACACAUUCAUGCUUGUUUCUUUCUUUCUUUCUUUCUUUCUUUCUUCUUCAUAGCAUUAAUCUUCCACAAGUUUAUUAGACUUGAUUGAAUUUGAAUUUCUCAAAUUAUCUCAAGACCGGUUUGUUUUGAAUUUGGGAGAGAAAGCAAUCGGAUCAGGAAACAUGACGGGGGAUGUGUUGAAAAGAGCAAGAUUGGAAACAGCAAUCUGGGCUGCAAAGCUGUUACUGCUUUGUGUAGGGACAGUCUCCACUUUGGUAUUCUUCAAAGCGGCAAUCAUUCCUUACCUUCUGAAUCUCACUGUUUCCAUCGUUCCCCAGCUAUGGACCUCUUUCAAAAGCUGCUUCUUAUCUCCACUUUACAUCUACAUCAUCCUCAACUUCAUCAUCAUCACCAUUGCUGCCUCCUCCACAUUCCAAAACCAAAAGCAACACCAGCAGCCCUCCUCCUCCUCUUCUUCUUCUUCUUCUUCUGUAGGCUUCAGCUCCUUCAUUAGUGACAAUGCAGCCAAAACCGCCGACAAUAUUGACAGUGGUAGCAAUUAUAUCAAUAGUCCAGACAACAACAACAGCAGCAUCCAAUCCGAGUCUCUGUCCCAGCAGCAACAGCAGCAGCCCAAAAUCCAAAGUCAUUCCAAAGACACAAUCCAAAGUCUUUCCAAGGAGGAUGUAACUGCUCUAUUAUUUUCUCCGUCCUCUCAUGGCCACCCGAAUAAUGAAAUGAUGAGCUGGCAUGACGUACACAUAGUACAAGCUGAUGAUGGCAAACAAGAAGCAGCAGCAGAAGAUGAUGAUGAUGAUGAUCAGGGAUUUGACCCUUCACCGGAAAUGCCCUCCGGCGACUUGUUGACGAAAUCUGUGGAGAUGCCGAGGCUGGAGGUGGAGGUGGAGGUGGGAGAGGAUAUUAACACACUGGACACCACAUGGAAGGCCAUCAUGGAGGGGCAAGGCAAGGCAAUUGGUAAGCACCUAAAAAAGAGUGACACUUGGGACACCCCUCCUCGCUUAACCCAAUUGGCCCUGACAAGGACUAAAUUCAAAGGGGGUGCUGACCAUCAAUUACAAUUACAUCACUCUAACUUAGAUGGUGAUGAUGGUGAUAAUGAUGAUGAUGUUCAUGGAGAGGAUGAUGCAGUGACAUGGGCUCGUCGGGAGCUGAAGAAAUCAGACACUUUUAGCGACAGGGUGUCGUUGAGAAGGGAAAAGUCCAUGACUCAGGAAGAGUUGAACCAGCGAGCAGAGGCGUUCAUCAAGAAGUUCAACAAUGACAUGAGGCUUCAGAGGCUAGAAUCUGAUCAACGCCGUUUCAGGGAGAUUGUGAACGGUGGCCUCUAGCUUAGCUUCUCUUAAUGAUAUAUAUAUAUAUAUAUAUAUGCUUAUUAAUUUUGGUGUGUUUGUACUUUGUUCAUCUUCUUGUAAAUGCAAAUUUUGUGUGUUGUUGUAUGCUGUAACCUAUAGACUAUAGACUAUAGUAUAGUUUGCUUGCAAGUAGUAAACUAAAUAGAUGUAGAAGUAGAACAAACAAGGACUAUGAGAGAUUCUCAGAAUCAACUUUGAAGGUACAUCACAUUCACACUCCUAUCACUGGUUUCAUGCAGUUAUUUUCGUAUAAGUUUUAUCAGUAGAGCUCAGAGUCAGAGCUCUCAGCUGUGAAA
Messenger RNA from Prunus persica (peach), 2432 nucleotides. RefSeq lists its product as uncharacterized. NCBI's taxonomy places the organism in Eukaryota, Viridiplantae, Streptophyta, Magnoliopsida, Rosales, Rosaceae. Bases 943 to 2112 code for a protein of 389 amino acids. The transcript has a single exon. The record is from RefSeq and is a predicted model, not a curated record.